AUGGCUGGCGUGGGAAGCGGUGAGCCCAGGGAGCCAGGAGGGGCUCCGAAGGACCUGCUGGCACAAGACCCGAAGCAGGAAUGGCAGCAGCGGAUAUUCGUCAACCGCAGCCUGGCUCUGGGGAGCAUCCGCUGCUUCGGCUUCGACAUGGAUUACACUUUGGCUGCCUACAAGUCCCCGGCCUAUGAGGCUCUGGCCUUUGAGCUGCUGCUGGAACACCUGGUAUGCAUUGGGUAUCCGCAUGAGAUCCUGCGCUACACCUAUGACCCCGCCUUCCCCACCAGGGGCCUGGUGUUUGAUGCGCUCUACGGGAACCUGCUCAAGGUGGACGCACACGGGAACGUGCUGCUGGGCACCCAUGGCUUUGCCAUCCUGUCUGAGGCUGAGAUCUGGAGCAUGUACCCCAGCAAGUUCAUCCAGAGGGACGACCUGCAGCGCUUCCAUUUCCUCAACACCCUCUUCAACCUGCCUGAAACCUACCUCUACGCCUGCUUGGUGGACUUCUUCUCCCGCUGCUCUCGCUACAUCAACUGUGACACUGGCUAUCAGCACGGGAACCUCUUCAUGUCCUUCCGUAGCCUCUUCCAGGAUGUGACCGACGCCAUGGAUAAUGUCCACCAGUCGGACUGUCUCAAGGAGAAGACGCUGCAGAACUUGGAGAAAUAUGUGGAGAAGGAUGAGAGAAUCCCUAUGCUGCUGGGCAAGAUGAAGGAGGUUGGGAAAGUGUUUCUGGCCACCAAUAGCAGCUACAACUAUACCAAUGCUAUCAUGACUUACCUCUUCGAGACAGGAGAGGCUGAGACCCAAACCAGGCCAUGGAGGUCCUACUUUGAUCUCAUUGUGGUGGACACACACAAGCCUGGCUUCUUUGCGGAGGGGACGGUGCUGAGGCAGGUCAACACGGACUCGGGCAAGCUCCGUGUGGGCACCUACACGGGGCCACACCAGCACUGCGCUGUCUACUCUGGAGGCUCCUCAGACAUGGUGUGCGAGUUGCUUGGGGUCCACGGGAAGGACAUCCUGUACAUUGGGGACCACAUCUUUGGGGACAUCCUCAAGUCUAAGAAGCAGCAGGGCUGGCGGACUUGCCUGGUGGUCCCUGAGCUGACCUGGGAGCUGGAUAUCUGGGCCCGGGAGAAGGGGAGGAUGGAGAAGCUGAAGAGGCUGGACGCAUACCUGGCAGACCUGUACCAGCAUGUGGAUGGGAGCAGCUGUGGGUUGCAAGUCAUUACUUCCACCAAGAAAGAGAUUCGGAUGCCCCAUGAGUUGGUUGCGGAGCAAGAACAGAACAGUCUGGAGUCCUCUCUCCUUUCCUGCAGCCUCAUGGCCGAGAGCAAAGAGAGACACGAGGACCAAGAGGAUGUCUUUGAGCUUGACUGA
Suncus etruscus (white-toothed pygmy shrew) is the source of this 1380-nucleotide messenger RNA. RefSeq names its product 5'-nucleotidase domain containing 4 (gene NT5DC4). Bases 1 to 1380 code for a protein of 459 amino acids. The record is from RefSeq and is a predicted model, not a curated record. Lineage: Eukaryota; Metazoa; Chordata; Mammalia; Eulipotyphla; Soricidae. Gene Ontology annotation, molecular function: 5'-nucleotidase activity. The transcript is spliced from 17 exons.